CGGUAUGUGCUUGAGAUACGUGGAAAUAAAUACUCACAUCGAGAAAAACGGCUACGCACUAAAUUAAUUCACUGCUUAUUCUUAAUUUAUAUACCUACAAUACUUGAUGAAGACGAAAUUUGCUUAUCGCCGAAUACUUUCCGCAAGUCGAAUUUGAAGAAAAGAAGAAUUGUGGACAUUCUAUAUGAUAAAUAUUUAACGGAACACUUAGAACAAUCAUAGAACACUUUAAAAUUUUCAAUUCACUUAUUCUAGACUUGGAUGUUUGUGUAAACGGUGUAAUAUCAAGCUUUGAAACUGUGUCUAUUGUUAAAUAAAUUGAUGAAUUGUGGCUGACUUUAACAUUUGUGUGCAAGAUAAUAGUGGUGAUUGAUUGGAAUCAGUGGAAGAGUGAGACUCAAACAAAGUGAUAUUGCAAAUUACUAAAUUUUUAAAUCUACCUUGUCACUGCAUUAUUUCUGCGUAUAAACUUGCCACUAAUAGAACUGUUUUUCACCGUAGAUUGUAAUAUACUAAUAGCCCAUAUUUAGAAACGGCCGGGUCGUACAAUUGUGCGCGGUGUGGCGCCGGUUCGAAUCUCACUAUUGACAUUGACUUUUUGGGUUCUUCUUUUCUUUUUUCUUUUUUUAUAUAUUGUUAUUUUCAAACAACCUAACCGCAAUGGCAUCGAUUGAUGAAUGUUCUGGAUGUCGUAAUGUUCUCGGCGACGACCCUUGUCUUGGAUGCUGCAGAUGUAAGGCUAAAUAUGACCUUGUUUGUGCAAAUGUUGCCUCCUUUGAUUAUGAGCUAAUGGACGCUAAACAUAAAGCGUCAUGGAAGUGUCCUGAAUGCUGCAGCAAGGAGCCAAAAACUGGCAACAUUAACACUCCUGUGCGUUCGACUCCAUACUCGGACACAAAAAGUCAAGAAGAGGAUGUACAGGGACAAUCCAAUGUCACUGUCCGCAAAAGGCCCACGAAAUCAUCACCGAAACCAUCGCAGAGGCCACUGCAGAAACAGCAGCAGAAAUUACCGCCAAAGCCAUCACAGAAAGCAGCAACGCAAUCAUCUCAGAAGUCGCCGCCGAAAUUGCAACCGCAACCAUCUCUUGAGCCGCAGCCGCGAUCGUCACAACUCCUGGAACCUAAUUAUGUUACUGAAAAUAGGCUACGUGGGAUUCUACAACAGGAAAUAUCUACCGCCUUGAACACCACCAUUAAAAAAAUUGUAGUGACCGAGUUUAAAAAUGUGCUCGACAAGAUAGAUGGUUUCCGAGACUCUCUUGAAUUUAUGAGCACAAAGUAUGAAGAGAUGAAAUCUAAAUUCGAAAGUGAAACUUCAACUAUCACUGAACUAAAAUGUGAUAACGAGAGGCUUAAAACAACCAUUAGAGAUCUCACUGCUAGGCUGAACGUUGUUGAACUACAUAUGAGAGAAUCAAAUAUUGAAAUAAAUGGUAUCCCGGAAAGUCGAUCUGAGAAUUUGGUCACUACCGUCAUUCAAUUAUCCAAAGUUAUUGAAAAUCCGCUCACUAACGAAGAUAUCCAACGUGCUAUCAGAGUUGCUAAAAUUAGUAAUGACAAUCCACGUCCUCGGCCAGUGAUUGUUAAGCUACGCAGUCCUCGUUCCCGUGAUAGCAUUUUGGCCGCGGUCAGUAAAUUUAAUCAUAAGGAUCCCGAGAAGAAGCUUUGUACACAGCAUCUUGGAAUUGGAGGAACUGUAAGCCCUGUCUACGUUUCGGAACAUUUGACUCCGGCACUUAAAUCGCUCCACGCUGCAACUCGUAUAAAAGCCCGGGAAAUGUCUUAUAAAUUUGUAUGGGUUCGCAAUGGGCGAAUUUUUGCUCGGAAAACAGUGGAACAUCAAGCUAUAGCAAUUAAAAAUGUGGAUAGUCUUAAGCUUUUAGUAUAAGUUGUUAAUGUAUUUUGCU
This is a messenger RNA of Bombyx mandarina (wild silkworm), 1909 nucleotides long. RefSeq lists its product as uncharacterized. NCBI's taxonomy places the organism in Eukaryota, Metazoa, Arthropoda, Insecta, Lepidoptera, Bombycidae. The record is from RefSeq and is a predicted model, not a curated record.